Stegastes partitus (bicolor damselfish) is the source of this 4949-nucleotide messenger RNA. RefSeq names its product zinc finger, FYVE domain containing 16 (gene zfyve16). The coding region runs from base 229 to 4416 and encodes 1395 amino acids. Gene Ontology annotation, molecular function: metal ion binding. The record is from RefSeq and is a predicted model, not a curated record. Gene Ontology annotation, cellular component: early endosome membrane. Gene Ontology annotation, biological process: endosomal transport. NCBI's taxonomy places the organism in Eukaryota, Metazoa, Chordata, Actinopteri, Pomacentridae. The transcript has 18 exons.
CCCGACAGUCUGUUCAAGAUGGCCGCCUGAGUGGAGCAGUUCCUCCUCUCCAGUAAAACUAAUCCAGCGGCGAGCUGCCCGAACUGCUUCAGCUGUCUGCUCUGAGGAUGACACGACGACACCGGCUGCUCCUGAUUUAAGUCUUAAGAAGAGCAGAACUGCUUAAGUCAUGGAAUAAAAACAGCGCUGGAAUCGGAGGGCAUAAAGGGCCCUUUGUUGUAGCCCAGCAUGGACAGCUUCUUCAAGGCAGCUGUAUGUGAUCUGGACAAACUGCUUGAUGACUUUGAGCUCAAUACUGAGGAACUUGAAUGCAAACCUGUUUUCCUGAAGCCCUCUUCGUACCCCUUCUCCUCACUGGGCCCUCAGUGUUUACCCUCAGAGGCUUCCUCCGUCCCAGCGAGCCCACCCGACCUGAACUCUCUUCAUUAUGGUUCUGCCACCAGCUGCCCCGAUGGCUCCAGCAGUCACAACCGCAGCGCCGAUGACAGAGAGGUCAAAGGUCAGCCUCUCACCGGAGUCGACCUACUGUCGUCUGUGGACCGCAGGCCAGCGAAAAGCUCCGCCCCUCCUAUGCCGGACAGAGCUCUGAAGCCGGUGUGCGACCUUGUAAACGACACUAGUUCUGCCAUCCUGGUCAGAGCCAACAGCCACGAUGCAUUCAGCGAACUGGAUGUGGCAGAAAAGCAAAUGGAGGAGGAGGAGGCGCUGCUGGUGGACUUUGACAGCCCUGUGGUGACAGAGGAGCAAGGUGGAGUGAGCCACAGUGGUGCUUUUAGAGACAUCCAGGAGGAGCAAGCCUCUGCAGGGAACAAUGUACUGCUGAGUUUGGACUCCCAGGAGCAGAGCGGUGGAUACUCUGCCUCACUCAGUCUGCUGGACGUCAUUCUUCCUGCAGCAGCGGAAAGAGGCUGCGAGCCCACCGAUGAUUCACUAUCACCAACAGCUAGUGAGCCAGCUGAUAGAGAGGAGAGAGAUGAUGAAGGAAUGGAGAACUCUUUAGACCACAGUGAGCCAGAGCCUGUUGAUAGCUCUAAAAUAACCCCAGUGAAGGACGAGGAUGAGCCGCAUGGAACCUCGGAAGUAGAGUCUCCUGCAGGAGCCUCGCUCAGCGAGCCAGUGGGACUGUCAUGCCUGCCCAUAGCUGUUUCUAUGUGUGGAGCUCUAGUGAAUCCAAAGACCACCGAUGAUGAAGUUACAGAGCAGUGUGACGAGGCAGAUGUCUCUGAAAACACAGAGGCAGAUUCCUUGUCAGCCUUGGAAGCCGGGGGAGACAGCUCACAUUUAGAGGAGCCAGCCGUCUCAUCUGUGUGUCAGCUAAUCGCAGAGGACAGACUGUCUCCAGAGGGGCAGCAUGUCUCUCCUGAACCUGCUGUCGCUGUUCCUUCUGCAGACCUUCCCUCUUCAGAACCCAGCCCAGUGGAUCCUCCUGAGUUUGGCUUUGAGUAUCUUCCUGAGAGUGACCAGGCUGAACUGCUGGUUACAGACGAGGAGUUGGAUGCUUUUCUGCAGGCUCACACUGAAGCAGAGCAGAAUGAAGGCGUUUCUUACUGCAGCAGCUCUGGAGAUUUUACCCAACCUGAGUCUCUCUCAGAAUCAGACGGGGCUCUGGAGGACAGGCUGGUGGAGCAGGGGCUGAGGUGCUGUGGUCAAGCAAGGCUAGAGGAGCCUGCUCCUGAAAGUGACAGAACGAUUUGUGUAUCUGUAGAGGGGAGUUUGAAUCCCGGUGCUCCAUCAGUAUCACAAGACUCUUGCCGAGAAGACUCAUCUGGGGUGAGUGAUUCUUUGACCAGCAACACUUUCCAGUCCCAGCACAGCAGUAGCCCAGAUCAGCAGCCCUCCUAUGGAGGGGCGAGACCUAAACAGCUGCACUGCCAAACUGCCAGAUCUCCACCAGCAGGAGAAGAAGGAGAGGAGCAGGUUCAGACACUCAGUGCUUCUACAACAGGAACAGAGGAUGAGGAGAGUUCACCUGUAAGCCCUGGUGUACCAGAGGAACCUGCCAACUUUAGCCCCACAUACACCACUCAGGAGCCUCAGGAGUAUAGUGUGGGGUAUGAUGAACUCUCCGAGCCCCCACCUUAUCCUGGGGAGUCGCCCACAGACGGUGCCAGGGCAGUAAACUGGAAGAGGGAGGGAGUGGAGGAGCUGGGGAGCAGACAGCCAGCUUGGGUGCCAGACUCUGAAGCUCCCAACUGUAUGAACUGCUACCAGAGGUUCACUUUCACCAAGAGGCGGCACCACUGUCGAGCCUGUGGGAAGGUUUACUGUGCUGUGUGCUGCAACAGAAAAUGUAAGCUGAAGUAUCUGGAGAAGGAGGCUCGUGUGUGUGUCAUCUGCUUUGAUACCAUACACAGAGCCCAGGCCCUGGAGCGGAUGAUGAGUCCUACGGGUCCCAGCCCAAACCCCAACGUCCCCUCUGAGUACUGCAGCACCAUCCCCCCUCUGCAGCAGGCUCGAGCCGCCGGCACACUUAACUCUCCGCCGCCGACCGUCAUGGUGCCAGUGUCUGUUCUCAAACACCCAAACAACGACAGUUGUCCUCGUGAACAGAAGCGCGUGUGGUUUGCUGAUGGCAUCUUGCCCAACGGAGAGGUGGCAGACACAACCAGGCUGUCGGUGACGAGCCGCAGGAGCUCCCAGGAGUUCAGCGGUGUCACCGCAGACCAAACACCUGGCUCAGGAGGACCAGAGGCUGGGGUCGGUGGUUCGUCCGCCCCCGAGGCGUCUGGGUCUGUAGAGGUAGUUCGGCCCCCGGUAUCUGGACCCUGGGAUUAUGCGCUGCUCUCUGGAAUAGGUUCUUCGGUGAAGAGGGUUCCCUGUCUGUUGCCAGAUAAUGAGGACGAGCUGCCUCCACUGCUCAUCACCACCGGAGAGGACGACGGAGGAGAUGUUUUGGUUGAGGAAAGCCCUGCUCCAUGCCAGAUUCUGCACUUACUAGAGGAGGGAGGACCUCGGCCUCUGACAUUCGUUCUGAAUGCCAACCUGCUAGUCAACGUCAAACUGGUUACAAGCUCCAGCAGACAGUGCUGGUGCUUUGGCUCUAAUGGACUGCAGGCUCUGGGACAGAAAGAAGUGGUGUUUCUCUUGGAGUGUUUGCCAGAAGAAAAAACUCUGCCCAAAGACCUCUUCACCCUGUAUCUCAGCAUUUACCAAGAUGCCCAAAAAGGGAAGUUUUUGGAGGAGCUGGAUAACGUGACGUUCACAAGCAGUUUCUUGGGCAGUAAGGAUCACGCUGGCAUGCUCUUCUUCUCUCCCACCUGUCAGUCUCUGGAUGGACUCACUCUGCCUCCACAGCCUUUCUUGUUUGGCCUGCUCAUCCAGAAACUGGAGGUUCCCUGGGCCAAAGUCUUUCCACUCAGACUGCUUCUGCGGCUCGGAGCUGAAUACAGCGUGUAUCCCACUGCACUGGUCAGCAUUCGUUUUCGGGACUCUGUGUUUCGAGAGACGGGACACACCAUUAUGAAUUUAUUGGCUGAUCUGAGGAACUACCAGUACAGCCUGUCAGUCGUGGAGGGCCUGAGGAUCCACAUGGAGAUGGGCCACAGCUACAUCGACAUUCCCAAAUGUAGUUUUAAUGAGAUGCAGAAGGUGGUCAAUGCAUCCAAUGAGCACGUCAUCAGCAUCGGAGCAAGUUUCAGCACAGAGGCCGACUCUCACCUGGUGUGUUUUCAGAACGAGGAGGGAAGCUAUCAGACGCAGGCCAACAGCAUGCCUGGAAAGACCCGCACAGUGACUGGGGCCAGUUUUGUGGUGUUCAAUGGAGCACUAAAAGCCUCCUCAGGCUUUAUUGCAAAAUCCAGCAUUGUUGAAGAUGGGUUGAUGGUGCAGAUCCCUCCAGAAACAAUGGAGUCUCUGCGUUCAGCCCUGAGAGAUCAGACGGACUUUCACAUACCCUGCGGCAGGAACGAUGGCGGGGAGCUCAGAGAGAACGUCACUGUCCGCUGGAUCGACUGGAGUUCUCCUGUCAACACGGGUAGAACGAGCGGUGUCGACGGGAGACCUCUGGAUGGAGUCCACAGUGUGAGGAUGCAGCAGGACACUGAGUUCGAGGCUGACGGUCGCUCCAUCAGGUGUACUGAGGUGUUCUACCAGCUGAAGUCUCCUGACUGCAGCCUGGCGUCGGUGCUGUCGUCCUGCAGCGUGUUUCAGAAGGAGAUGGCAUUGGCAACCUGCAGUGCUCUGACUCCUCACCUCGCUGUUCUCGCCUCCAGCGGCAUCAACUCCAUCUCACUUCGCAUCUCCACACAGACUGACAUGGUGGAGUACCAGGCUGGUUCUAGAGGCAGACUGCUACCUCAGCGCUACAUGAACGAGAUGGACAGCGCUCUGAUCCCCGUCAUCCACGGAGGUAGUGCUAGCGUACCACAGACAGCCAUGGACAUGGAGUUUAUCUUCUACAUCACACAUGCCAUCUAAUGAAGACCAUGACACACCCUGAACACGCUGAACACACGCAGUAAGAAGCUGCAGGACGUGCAAACUGACGCAGCAGCUGCUGGACGUGCAGCCAGCUGCAAACGUUCCCCCUCUGAGGCUGGGGAUGUGAACUGAUUCGGUUUUCUGUUGAGGAACCGCUGAGUGUUUCGUGCUCACCAAAGCUGCUUUAAUACAUGAAGCCAAACACUAAACAAGGAAUACGACAACACGACCAAAUGCAACCAAACUGUUCAACCCGAUCUCCUCUGCUUUGCCUUCCAGGCUCCCGGCUGGCCUCUGUCAGCUCGGAGCUCCUCAGUGAAUGUUUCCCACAGACGCUCAAUCGAAAGUCUCAUUUGGAUGUAUUUGUUAUAAUUUACCAUGGGCUUAUUGAAUGAAAUGAGGAAAUUAAAGCACGGGAGCGCAAAGAGGUGAUCAGGUGCUACUCUGUAGCCACUUAACAUCCAUAGCUGGCCCGUUGUAAAAAUGUACACCCCAAGGAUGAAAAGAAAUCUCAGCUCACUUUCUCUGAA